AUCGCUGAUAACAGUUUAGUGAAACACACCUAUAGUGGCGUUUUACUUUGUCAUCAAAGUCGUGCUUUGAGUUUAUUUUUCGUUUAUAAAUAGUUUAGUUACAAGUGGAAAACAAAAAUGGCUCCAAAACGAUCGUUUCUUUUUUAUUUCGCUGUAAUUUUGGUGGUGCUGAGCUCGCUGGCCCACGAGGCGGAGGCGCGGCGCAAGAUCCUGCGCGGGAGACGCGUCAUGACGCGCACCUACUACCGCGGCAGCGCGGUGCCGGCGUGGGCGGUGUCGCUGCUGGCGGGGCUGGGCAUGCUGCUGGCGGGCGCGGCGCUGUACGCGUUGUUACACAAGCUGGUGCUGGCGGCGGACGCCGGGGAGGUCAACACCUACCAGCCCGCGCUGCAGAACGACGUAUAGCGGGGGGGGGGGGGGGACUCAUCCCGCCUCAGUGGAGCCUGCUCUUUAUUAUGUACCACCAUUUAAUUUUAAUUAGGAUAAUAUUUUACGUUUAAUAAUUAAUAUUUAAGUACCUUCUUUUGAUUGUAUUGUUGUGAUCGUUGUAUGGUUAGUUAAUCAUUUUAUUAAAUAAAAACACAAAAUAUCGA
Messenger RNA from Plutella xylostella (diamondback moth), 593 nucleotides. RefSeq lists its product as uncharacterized. The record is from RefSeq and is a predicted model, not a curated record. Lineage: Eukaryota; Metazoa; Arthropoda; Insecta; Lepidoptera; Plutellidae.